AUGACGCUGGUGGAAUUAGCCACCAAUGCUGGCUACGUGCUGGGGUUAUUGGCCUUGGGCCUGCUUUUCCUGAUCCUGGGCCAAGGGAUCUACAACGUCUACUUCCAUCCAGCUCGCCACUUUCCUGGUCCGAGAUUAUGGGCGGCCUACCACAUCUUCAAAGACAUCAUCUGCGCCACGGGCGAUAUCGACCUUCGCCUGUGUGAACUGCAUGCCCAGUACGGACCAGUUGUCCGCAUUUCACCCGAUGAAUUAUCCUUCCGAGACGAGCAGGCCUGGAAAGACAUCUAUGCGCAUCCAAAUUACCUGGCCAAAUGGCCGCGUUUUGCAUUCGUGCACGAUAAACCCGAUACCCCAGCGGACAUCAUCAACUCAACGCACGCCGACCACGCACGCAUCCGCCGUCAACUCUCCCAUGCCUUCUCGGAAAAAGCGCUCCGCGAACAGGAAGACCGCAUCUCCAGCCAUAUCAGUCUGCUGAUGGACAAGAUCACCGAUGCCGCGUCGACGGGCUCGCCGGUGGACAUGGUCAAGUGGUACAACCUGACCACGUUCGAUGUCAUCAGCGACCUGGCCUUUGGGCAGUCGUUUGACUCGUUGAUUGAGGGCGAGUAUCAUCCGUGGGUGGCGUCUGUGUUCAACAACAUCCGCACGUUUAAUAUCAUCCGCUGCUUUGCUACCUACCCCGGGGCGAAAAUCAUUAUUGGGCUGCUGGCCUCGGCCGAUCUCAGGAGCUCCCGCCAGCGACACAAGGAAUAUACCGUGUCUACGGUUCGAAGCCGACUGGCCAAGGGCACGAUGGAAGAACGUCGGGACUUUCUGUCAUAUACUCUCAAACACAAAGACGAGGGAGGCAUGACCGAAGGCGAGAUUAUCCGCACCGCCAGUACGUUGAUCAUGGCGGGAUCCGAGACCACCGCCACCUUACUGUCUGGAGUGACCUAUUUCCUCGGCAGGAAUCCGGAAGCUCUUCGCAAGGUGGUGGCCGAAGUUCGCAAUGCCUUCAGGAGUGAAAGUGAAAUCACCUUUUUGAAUGCAGCGGGUCGACUACCUUAUAUGCUGGCUUGUUUGGAUGAGACGCUGCGACUGUACCCUCCAGCGCCGUUCAUCUCGCCUCGUCUGACACCGGCGGGAAUCACCAAGAUUGCAGGCUACGAUGUCCCUGGUGGGAUGGGAGUUGGCGUCGCCCGGCUCGCAGCAGCUCGCGAUCCGCAAUCCUUUUUUCAAGCAGAUCGCUUCUGUCCGGAGCGCUGGCUGGAAUCAGCCCGGGAAGAGGGAUCUCCAUUCUACCAUGAUGCUCGAGGCUGUUUCCAAUCUUUUCUCGUGGGUCCCGGGGCGUGUCUGGGACGAAACCUGGCAUACUACGAGAUGCGCACUAUUCUCGCCCGGAUUCUGUGGCGGUUUGACCUGCGACUGAGUGACGAGAGCCAGGAGUGGGUUCAUGGCCAGAAGACAUACGUGGUGUGGGAGAAGCCGCCGUUGAUGUGCUAUCUGGACAGGAGCAAUAAAUAG
Aspergillus wentii DTO 134E9 is the source of this 1512-nucleotide messenger RNA. Its product is annotated as cytochrome P450. The record is from RefSeq and is a predicted model, not a curated record. The transcript is spliced from 4 exons. The coding region runs from base 1 to 1512 and encodes 503 amino acids. NCBI's taxonomy places the organism in Eukaryota, Fungi, Ascomycota, Eurotiomycetes, Eurotiales, Aspergillaceae. Gene Ontology annotation, molecular function: oxidoreductase activity, acting on paired donors, with incorporation or reduction of molecular oxygen; monooxygenase activity; heme binding.